AUGAACCCGCUGAGCGGAUACGGUAUCCCAUACCCAGGACAGUACGGCCAAUACCCCUACGGCCCCCUGAGCUCUGCCCUCGGCCUCGGUGGAUACGGUAGCCAGUACGGCCUCGGCGGUCUCCAGGGAUACGGUGGCCCGUACGGCAUGCUGCCCGGUUACGCCCAACCUUACCCUGGUGUCGCGAUGCUGAAGAAG
Molecule: messenger RNA, 198 nt
Organism: Mesorhabditis spiculigera
Lineage: Eukaryota; Metazoa; Nematoda; Chromadorea; Rhabditida; Rhabditidae
Source: the annotation of a GenBank genome assembly